This is a messenger RNA of Rubroshorea leprosula, 1016 nucleotides long. Lineage: Eukaryota; Viridiplantae; Streptophyta; Magnoliopsida; Malvales; Dipterocarpaceae. The record is from the annotation of a GenBank genome assembly.
GAGUUUCCCAUUCUUUAUGGGAUCAAAGCAAUAAUUAGGGCACCAAAAUUGUUUUCGUUUUCUUAGAGUCACGUCUAGGGUUUUUUUCCUUGUCUUCCGUUGUUUUGCUUUCCUUGUGUAUGAGCAUGUCUUCUUCUUCUGAUAUCUCUCCAAUUUCACCUGUUAUAAUCACUCAAACCUCUCUCUCAUCUUUCACAGCUAAACAGGCUUGGGAUGCAAUUGAGUUAGCAUAUCAUGAUCAACUUGAGGCCAAUGCCAUCUUAUAUAGUCAGGAAUAUGCUGCUCUGAGGAAGGAACCCAAUCAAUCUAUGAUAGAAUACCUUCAACAUGCUAAGAAAAUAGCAGAUCAACUAUAUUCUAUUAAUGAUCCUGUUUCUGAUCGUGAUUUGGUGCUUCGUGUUUUGGCUGGCUUGGAUUCAUCUUAUAGUGUUUCUAAAUGCAGUAUUCCACAAAGAGUGCCUUUCCCAUCUUUUCUACAACUCCGAUCACUUCUCUUGAUUGAAGAAGCCAAUUUACAACAUGAAAACAGUCAAAAUCAUGCUACUGAGUCUUUUUCUUCUCCACAAGUCUUGCUUUUAUCUACUGUUCAACAACAACAGAGAGAUUGUUCUGGUACUUCUCGUGCCCAGUUUAUAGAACACAAAGGAGCUAUAGGAUGGAGCAUAGUGGAUAUCAAAGGAGUUAGCCCUUCGGUUUGCAUGCAUAAAAUCUUGCUAGAUGAGGGGCACAAGCCGAUUGUUCAGCCUCAAAGACACCUUAAUCCUAACAUGCAAGAGGUGGUGAUUGUCAUCAACUCCCUUGCUUGGUAUUACUGAAAUUUGAACUAAAAAUCGAGUUGAAUGUUGAUGCUCCUUGUGUUAUUUGUGUGGGGAAGAAUGUACAUGAGCUCUGUUUUUUUUAGCUUUCUUUUGCUUGAGGACAAGCAAGAAUUUAAGUUUGGGCGUAUUUGAUGAGUUUAAUUUUUAUAUGCAUUUAUCUACCCUUUUUGAGCCUAGAAUUAAAUUUUAUGGGUCCCU